AUGCUUAUUAAGGAAUAUAGAAUACCCCUGCCUCUAACAGUUGAGGAGUAUAGGAUUGCCCAGCUUUAUAUGAUAGCAAAAAAAAGCAGAGAAGAAAGUUCAGGAGAAGGUAGUGGUGUAGAAAUUAUUGUGAAUGAACCUUAUGAGAAUGGUCCUGGAGGCAAAGGACAGUAUACACAGAAAAUCUAUCAUGUAGGAAGUCACUUACCAGGAUGGUUUAAAAGCUUACUUCCAAAGUCUGUGCAAACAGUGUCAGAAGAGGCUUGGAAUGCUUAUCCAUACACAAAGACAAAAUAUACUUGUCCAUUUGUCGAAAAGUUCUCUCUUGAGAUUGAGACUUAUUAUUUUGGAGACAAUGGCCACCAAGAGAAUGUUUUUAAAUUAAGUGGCAGUGAUUUAAAAAGUCGAAUAGUGGAUGUAAUAGAUGUUGUUAAAGAUCAACUUUAUGGAUCUGACUAUAUCAAAGAAGAAGAUCCAAAACUGUUUGUGUCACAAAAAUGUAAGAGAGGACCUCUUACCGAAUCUUGGUUAGAAGAUUAUUGGAGGGAAGUUCAAGGUAAACCUCAACCUUUGCCCAAUGGUAAAUCACUUAUGUGUGCCUAUAAACUUUGUAAAGUCGAGUUUCGUUACUGGGGAAUGCAAACUAAGCUUGAAAAAUUCAUUCAUGAUGUAGCUCUGAGAAAAACAAUGCUUAGAGCACAUCGGCAAGUAUGGGCCUGGCAAGAUGAGUGGCAUGGUUUAACUAUGGAAGACAUUCGUGAAAUUGAAAGACAGACACAGUUAGCAUUAAAGAUGAAGAUGGCUGGGGAAACCAAUGAAGAAGCAGAUCAAAUAUCUGAAGACAACUCUAAAUCUCUAGCAGCAACAAUGAGUAGCCUGGAAAAGAAUGAAGAAUUAGCAACACCAAUAUCUACAAAAAAAACCAAUUCUGAAGUACAUGCCCAAAUACAUCUAUCUCCUGAAGGCUCCCCUGCAACUGAUCAAAAAAGUUCCUCUAAAACUAAUAUCAGGUCCUCAUCUACGGGAUCUCUUAAAAACUUACAGACUCAGGUUGCAAAUUGGAGAAUGGAAACAUUAGUUAGAGAAUCCGAAACAGAAACAGGAUCAGAAGAGGAUGAAUUCUAUGAUUGUGAAAGUUCCUUUAAUAAAUGGUCUUCAUUGUGUUCACUUGAUGAAGCAGAUAUUGAUAUAUCUCCAACUCAAGGUGAUCAGAGUCAAGAAGAUAGCAUUUUUAAUCCUUUAUUCUUAAAAAGAGUGACAUCUGAAAGAGGCUCUCGCAGAAUAGUAGCUUUACAUAGUCAUCCAAGUAUAGAUGGUUGUCCUGAUACACCAGUGCAUGGUUCUUGCCCCACAACCGUCUUAUUGCUGGUUUUUCAUGCCGGGAGUGUUCUUGAUGCUAAUAUUGACAUGACAGCAAGAAAAUCUGAUGUAACUACUUUUAAAGGAGCCUUUGAAUCUGUAAUGCGGCAGCAUUAUCCUACACUGGUAGGACAUAUUGCAAUUAAAUUAGUUUCCUGUCCAUCAAUUUGUACGGAAGCAUUAGGAGUAAUGUCCACAUUAAGCCCCUACAGCUUUGACUGUUCACCUUCAACCAUAGAGACACCAUCAUUAACAAAUGACCUAAUACCUAUUGGUGCAAUACCAUUAAUAGCAACAUCAUCUCCAGAAUAUUCGGAACAUGUUACUAAAACUAUAGUUUCCGCGAAUGCAGUUUACAAUGAAUUUAUAAAGUCUGAAGAUGGAAAAGGAUUUUCAGGACAAGUAUGCAUAGUUGGAGACAGCAUGGGGUCAUUGCUUGCCUAUGAUGCUUUAUGUAGAAGUAUACAAUACCAAUCUCGGCAUGAUAGUGAAACUAGUAUAUUGGAUACUGAAAUUUUGAUUCCAAAUGAGCCUACGGAGCACUAUUUAAAUAAGUCGCACCUUCAAGCGCCAACACCUAGGAGGAGAUCUUCUACUGCAAGUGAUAAUCAAACUAAACUAGAAUUUGAAGUAUCUGAUUUGUUCACAUUUGGUAGUCCACUAUCCCUUAUAUUAGCAUCAAGAAAAAUUUCCGACGAUAAAACGCGUGAUAUUACGAAGCCUCCCGUCCAGCAAGUAUAUAAUUUAUUCCAUCCAACAGAUCCUGUUGCGGCCAGACUAGAACCUUUACUUUCAGCAAGAUUUACGAACCUACCUCCUAUAAACGUUGCACGAUAUGCCAAGUAUCCCCUAGGUAACGGCCAGCCGUAUCAUUUGAUGGAGUUAAUACAAAGUCACCCAACUUUAUUUGGAGAUCAUUUACAAAUGCCUCCAACACCAAUUUUAAGAAGACUUUCAGAGGCAUCUGUACAAAGUACGGUAAGCGGUUUAGCUGACAAUAUACCACUUAUAACGAUGAACGCACUUCAACAAAAGUGGUGGGGUUCGAAACGCCUUGAUUAUGCUCUGUACUGUCCUGAAGGCUUAUCUAAUUUCCCUACAAAUGCUUUACCACAUUUAUUCCAUGCUAGUUAUUGGGAAAGUUCGGAUGUCAUAGCUUUCAUAUUACGACAAGUAGGUCAUUUCGAUUUGGCUUUAUAUAGUCACAGCGAAGAUAAGGAUUCAAGCCUGUUCAAUCCAGGCCAAGAUAAAGAAAAAUGGAUCAAGAAAAGAACGUCUGUAAAGUUAAAAAACGUCGCUGCAAAUCAUCGCGCAAAUGAUGUGAUUGUUAAAGAAGGCUGCCCACAAACGUUUACAGCUCGAUUUAUGUAUGGUCCGUUAGAUAUGAUUACGCUAACGGGAGAGAAAGUUGAUAUUCAUAUGAUGAAAGAUCCACCAGGAGGUGAAUGGAACUUGUUGGAAACUGUUGUGACUGAUAAAACUGGAAGAAUCACUUAUACGUUAACUGAGAAACAAAGCGUUGGAUGUGGCAUUUAUCCAUUUAGAGUUGUGGUUCGAGGUGAUCAUACGAGUUGCAAUUUUCAUCUCGCUGUUGUACCACCUCAGACGGAAUGUGUUGUUUUUAGUAUUGAUGGAUCUUUUACUGCCAGUGUUUCGGUUACGGGUAGAGAUCCUAAAGUACGAGCAGGGGCAGUAGAUGUCGUACGUUUCUGGCAAGACUUGGGAUUUCUGAUACUAUACAUUACCGGUCGCCCUGAUAUGCAACAGCGGAAGGUUGUUUCAUGGUUAGCUGAGCACAACUUUCCGCAUGGGCUUGUAUUCUUUUCGGACGGACUAUCGACGGAUCCUCUGGGCCAUAAAGCGGCCCACUUGAAUAAUCUCAUCAAUGAACACGGUGUCAUUCUUCACGCUGCUUACGGUUCUGGGAAAGAUAUAAGUGUGUAUUAUAAUUGUGGAUUAACUCAUAAGCAAAUAUAUGCUAUUGGAAGGAUAAGUAAGAAAUACACCAACUUAGCGACGCCUUUGAGUGAAGGUUAUGCAUCUCACUUGGCUGAUUUGAAGCAACCGGGAGCUGUGAGAGCUGCCAGAGGCAAUGCUCGAUUGUUAGUUCCUCGUCGACUCCUAGCCCCCGUAAGUACCGCGUCCGUUGUUAAAGCACGUCGUUAA
Pieris macdunnoughi is the source of this 3525-nucleotide messenger RNA. The record is from the annotation of a GenBank genome assembly. NCBI's taxonomy places the organism in Eukaryota, Metazoa, Arthropoda, Insecta, Lepidoptera, Pieridae.